Messenger RNA from Sciurus carolinensis (gray squirrel), 1245 nucleotides. RefSeq names its product osteoclast associated Ig-like receptor (gene Oscar). Gene Ontology annotation, molecular function: collagen receptor activity. The record is from RefSeq and is a predicted model, not a curated record. NCBI's taxonomy places the organism in Eukaryota, Metazoa, Chordata, Mammalia, Rodentia, Sciuridae. Gene Ontology annotation, cellular component: plasma membrane.
UCCAUUCCUGGCUUCGGUUUAUCGAGAGCCCACAAUGGCCCUGGCACUGGCCCUCCAGCUGCUGAUCCUCUGGCCUCUGAGUCACGCAGACCUCAUUCUGUCUGCCUCCUACCCCAAGCCGUGGCUGGAGGCCCAGCCGGCUGCAGUCGUGGCCCCUGGGGUCAACGUGACCUUGAGGUGCCGCGCGCCCCAGCCCGCCUGGAGGUUUGCUCUCUUCAGGGCGGGAGAGGCCGCCCCGCUGCUCCUCCGCGACGUGUCCACGGAGCUGGCCGAGUUCUUCCUGGAGGAGGCGACUCCCGCCCAGGGGGGCAGUUACCGCUGCUGCUACCGCAGGCUAGACUGGGGACCGGGCGUCUGGUCCCAGCCCAGCGAUGUCCUGGAGCUGCUGGUGACAGAUCUGCUGCCGCGGCCAUCGCUGGUGGCGCUGCCCGGGCCGGUGGUGGCGCCCGGAGCCAACGUGAGCCUGCGCUGCACCGGCCGCCUGCCCGGCAUGAGCUUCGCGCUCUACCGCGUGGGCGUGACCCUGCCGUUGCAGUACCGCCACUCGGCGCAGCGCUGGGCAGACUUCCCGCUGCCCGGCGCCCGAGCGCCGGGCACCUACAGCUGCUACUACCACACGCCCUCCGCCCCCUACGUGCUGUCGCCGCGUAGCGAGUCGCUGGUCAUCAGCUCCGAAGACUCCAGCUCCUUGGACUACACCCAGGGGAACCUCAUUCGCCUGGGGCUGGCGGGCUUGGUCCUCCUGUCCCUGGGUGUCCUGGUGGCCUUGGACUGCCGCAGCAAGAGUGCCCUUGAUGGAGUCCUGCCCUAGGGGAACUGGGUGCCGACCUUGGUGAUGUGAGAAGACUUCCUGUAGAGGGGUGGAGACGCUGGGAUCCCUGGAGUUGCCAGCCCCUCCUGGAGCCCCCCAGCCCUCCAGGCACAGCCUAGCUUAGCUCUCCUUCACUAAUGUGUCCUGCACGGUGACUUCCUCCUGGGUCUUCUCCAAGACCUCCUAGUGGAGUGGAAGGUGCUCAGUGAUUGUUUCUAGCCAAAAGUCUUGGGUUCCAAUCGUAGUGCAGGCCUCACUGACUAGGACUUUCAGAAAAGUCACCUGCUCCAAGCUUUGGCUUCUUUUAUUGUAAAAUGGGCACGUUGAUAAUACCACACCAAAAGAUUGUCAUCAGAUUAAGUGAAUAAUUCACCCGCCCACCCCACGAAAGUGCUUAAAAACUGUGGCUGGCCUGUAGUAUAUCCUCAAUAAAU